Molecule: messenger RNA, 779 nt
Organism: Camelina sativa (false flax)
Lineage: Eukaryota; Viridiplantae; Streptophyta; Magnoliopsida; Brassicales; Brassicaceae
Gene: CML11
Product: calmodulin-like 11
Cellular component (GO): myosin II complex
Molecular function (GO): calcium ion binding
Source: RefSeq, a predicted model, not a curated record
AGCAAAGACUUCUACAAAUAAGGAAAAUAGAAUGAGAGUUGAAAGACCUUCAAAGCUCUCUUCGCUCUUCUCUCUUCUCUCUUUGCUCUUCUCUCUACUCUCUUCUUUUUGUUCUCUCUCUCUGAAUUAGUUGGAUGGAAGAAACACAACAACAACAACAAAAACAACAAGAACUGACGCAAGAACAGAUAACGGAGUUUAAAGAGGCCUUUUGUCUCUUCGACAAAGAUGGUGAUGGUUGCAUCACUGCUGAUGAACUUGCCACUGUCAUCCGCUCGUUGGAUCAGAACCCUACCGAACAAGAGCUUCAAGAUAUGAUCACUGAGAUCGACUCGGAUGGCAACGGCACCAUCGAAUUCUCUGAGUUUCUCAACCUCAUGGCCAACCAAAUCCAGGAAACUGAUGUAGACGAAGAGCUCAAAGAAGCAUUCAAAGUGUUUGACAAAGACCAAAAUGGUUACAUCUCUGCCAGUGAGCUGAGGCAUGUGAUGAUCAAUCUUGGGGAGAAGCUAACUGAUGAAGAGGUUGAUCAAAUGAUAAAAGAGGCAGAUUUGGACGGUGAUGGCCAAGUCAAUUAUGAUGAAUUUGUCAGGAUGAUGAUGACCAAUGGCUAAAACCUAAUCAAAUCAGUUUUACAUUGUAUUAUCUUUUAUAAAAAAUUUAAUCCUUGUCAGAUUAUCAAAUUUCACCUUUCCAUUAAAGUAAUUUUAAGCUACCUUUCAUAUUCAAUGACACAAAUAUAUUAUUUUGGGAUCAAUGUGAUUCACUGAUUCUUAAUA